Molecule: messenger RNA, 1432 nt
Organism: Podospora pseudocomata
Lineage: Eukaryota; Fungi; Ascomycota; Sordariomycetes; Sordariales; Podosporaceae
Exons: 4
Coding region: 1-1332 (443 amino acids)
Molecular function (GO): methyltransferase activity
Source: RefSeq, a predicted model, not a curated record
AUGACGGGUGCCAUACCCAAACCCGACGUCGCCAUGUCACCAACAACGCCAAAGACAAAAACAAAACCAUUAUCACCAGUACAGCCAAACCGAAGCCCCCCUCCCUUCAGGCCCUCCACAUCAUCAAAAAUGACAAUCGAAACACUCCUCUCGCAAGAUGAAGACGAGCUGCUGGCGGCGGUUUGCACCGACUCAACAACAGGAUUCUCGCUACUAGCAGCAGCGACAUUGGAAAAAGGAAAAGCGAGGGCGGCGACGACGACGACGACAACAUCAAACGACUCAGCCCCAUCAUCCCAAAUCAGCCCACGAGGCAGCCUCAAUGAAAGCCCGACUGACUCGGCCGCCAACCUGGCGAUAGAGGAUAUCGACAGCGUCAAUUCGGAUAGCUACCCGGCUUCGAUGACGAGCUCGAUCAAGGCUCAUGUGUAUGAGGGGGGGUUGAGAUAUCACGCGUACAAGAGCGGGAAGUACGCUUUUCCGAAUGAUGAGAUUGAGCAGAACCGGGAUGAUAUGAAGCACUCGAUGAGUUUGUUGUUGAUGCAGGGCGAGUUUUUCUAUGCGCCGGUUAAGGAGAGGUUGGAGGAGGGGGCCGAGGUGUUGGAUCUGGGUACCGGAACGGGCAUAUGGGCAAUAGAAGUCGGCGACAAAUACCCAAACACCACAGUCACCGGCAUCGACCUCUCCCCCAUCCAGCCAAACUACGUCCCCGAGAACGUCCACUUCUUCGUCGACGACUUUGACGAAGAAUGGGUCGACCCGGACGACAAGUACGACUUUAUCCAUAUCCGAAAUGUGAUGCACUCCGUGACGGAUACAAAAGCGCUGCUUUCGCGGGUGAUGCGCCACCUCAAACCAGGAGGCUACAUCGAAAUCCAAGACCUAGACAUCACCCCCCUCUCCGACGACGACACCCUCACCCCCACGACCCCCUACGCCCUACGGGAUUUUCUAAAAUACAUGGCCGCCGGGCUCGCAGCCCUGGGCUCGCACAUGCACGCCGUCCACAAACUACCCGAUGAGCUCGAAGCGGCUGGCUUCGAAGACAUCAAGAAAUCCAAACACAAAGCGCCCAUAGGGAUGUGGCCCAAGGACAAGAGGUUACGACUUUGCGGGCUGUUUUUGAGGACGGCGAUGAUGGACGGGCUGAGGGGUGUAAGCCAGAGGCCGAUGGCGGCGUUGGGGUGGACGCCGCUGCAGAUCGAGAUGGUGUUGGUCAAUGUGAGGAAGGCGUUGAUGGAUCCAAAGGUGCAUGCGUAUUUUACUUUUCAUGUCAUCUAUGCUAGGAAACCGCUGCAGGCAGGAGGGUGUCCUGGGUCUGAUGAACCAUGACGACGUGAGGGGCCUAUCCAUCUGGAAAUGAAAUACGGCAAGCGCCACCGGAACUGUGUAAAUAGGUGAUGAAAUCAAAGUAUAUUAUUCAUCAUGCUGA